AUGACAGACUUCUUGGGAGCAAAGACCAAGAAAGUCACUACGUACGGUCGACGUGGCAAUCGAGUCAACGUCAUCCCCAUCCACCAUGAUCUAUCCCCAGUCCGGGCCGCCCGCGCCCUUUCUGACUCCCCAUCCCCCACCACUCCCCUCCGGCGCCCUCCCCUAGGCUCCAAGCCGUCUCAGGACUUCGGCAACAUCCCACAAGCGAUAUCGCCGAUCGUAAGAAAAGAGGUCAAGGCAGUCAAGGCGGUGGUCAAGCCCUCUAAGGAAGCCAUAUCAAUCGACUCCCCUCGGCUCGUCCGCCGCAUACAUCGACCCGGUCGAGCGGUGAUCCCAUCCACGCCAUCCAGCUAUGCCCCCACCCCAGCUGCGAAACCUCCACGGACGAUGUUCGAUUGCGUGGAGCUGCUGUCCACCCGGAAGAAAAGGCCAACAAGGCUAGGCAAGAGCCAUCUCGGACGGUACCGGGAAGAUACGGAGGAUGUGGCGGAGGGAGUGGGGCGGCUCGGCCUGAGAGAGCGUCCGGUCUCGCCUGUCUCCGCUAUCGCUAGCACCUCGACACCCACCCGUAUCGCCUCUCGCGCCGAAGAGGACUCCGCUUCACUCCCUUCGCGCCCUUCCUCUACUCUGCCCCUCAUCAUUGCGGUCCCCACACUCGAGGGGGUCUGCUCCAGUCCGGAUGUCAACACCUUUGACCAUAUCCUUGGUAUCGCCUCAUCCAUCGGAACAAGCUCCACCUCUACUAGUUCCUCUUCACCGCUCAUGACAAAGGCUGGCGAGGCGACCUACUCGGAGGUCUUCUCCGUCACCUCGGGAACGGAAGGGCGGAUUGUCAUGAAGGUGAUACCGAUCACUAGGGGCGCGCCGGUCACCCAGGAAGGGGUCGACUCUCCAUACCAGUCUCCGGCGGAAGACGUGGCCAAGGAGGUGGAGAUCACCAAGCGGAUGUCCGGACUGGAAGGAGGUGGCUUUGUGACGUUUUGUGGAGCAUACAUCGUACAAGGCACCUACCCCCGCCAUUUACUGGCAGAAUGGGACGCCUAUGCCGACUCUCACGGCACCGAAAACGUCCGCCCGUCAUGCUUUGACAAGACGCAGGAGUAUGUGGUCAUCUUCCUUCGGGAUGGCGGAGCCGAUCUCGAGGCGUUUACAUUCGCCAAGAAGACAGGAUGGGUGCAGGCUGCGGGCGUGUUCUGGCAGGUUGCAGAUGCGCUGGCCAGGGCAGAAGAGUGGGCAGAGUUCGAGCAUCGGGACCUACACGAAGGUCAGAUCCUCAUCGAGACCUACCCAUCCACACACGGCGGCUCAGAUCCGCUCGACCCCUCUACCUCAGGCGUCAAGGCUACUAUCAUCGAUUUCGGUCUCUCUCGACUCCGAGCGGCGGAUGAAGCGCGGGUCGUGUUCACACCUGUACCGGAUGACGUGCUCGAAGGGGAAGGGGAGCAAUGGGAUGUAUAUCGGGCAAUAGAUAAGCGGAUCCAGGGGGACUGGGAGGGAUAUCAUCCGAUCUCGAAUCUAAUGUGGCUCCAAUACAUCCUCAACCUCCUCCUACUUCGUAUCCCAUCCCUCAAGCGGCCAAAAACAAAAUUUCCACCUCCAGCCGCUCGAACACGUACUACCGCUCGCGUCAUCGUUUCCGCCCGAGCCCGUCCCAAGGCUGUCAACGCGGACCAAGAGAGGUCCGAGGCGGCGUAUCAGCAGUUGAGCGGGGCGAAGGAGGCGGUCAACUCGGCGUUGAGCACGAGAGGUAGAAAGCCAGUGGCGGGAAAGAUGGGGUCGGCAUCGGAUUUGAUGGGCUGGGCUAGGGGGCGGGGAUGGUUUGCAUGA
Messenger RNA from Dioszegia hungarica, 1827 nucleotides. RefSeq lists its product as uncharacterized. The transcript is spliced from 6 exons. Gene Ontology annotation, biological process: intracellular signal transduction; mitotic cell cycle; protein phosphorylation. Gene Ontology annotation, cellular component: cytoplasm; nucleus. The coding region runs from base 1 to 1827 and encodes 608 amino acids. The record is from RefSeq and is a predicted model, not a curated record. NCBI's taxonomy places the organism in Eukaryota, Fungi, Basidiomycota, Tremellomycetes, Tremellales, Bulleribasidiaceae. Gene Ontology annotation, molecular function: ATP binding; histone H3T3 kinase activity.